Messenger RNA from Arabidopsis lyrata subsp. lyrata, 558 nucleotides. RefSeq lists its product as uncharacterized. The transcript is spliced from 4 exons. Lineage: Eukaryota; Viridiplantae; Streptophyta; Magnoliopsida; Brassicales; Brassicaceae. The record is from RefSeq and is a predicted model, not a curated record. The coding region runs from base 26 to 436 and encodes 136 amino acids.
UCUCAAAGUUGUCGAAGAACCAGCGAUGAACGCCGACGGAGAAGCCAUGGCGACGACGAGGAGGACAAGCGAGGAAAUCGACAGAGAAGCAGAGGAGAAUCGCAAAGAAGCUUUAUUAGCCUCUACACUAUCUCUUCAACCCAAUUUUAAUCGUUCCAACGUCAGUCAGAAACAAAUUUCGAAAUUACAGGAGCUACACAAGAGACGUAUGCAAAUAAAAGCCAAUACAAAGAUUCAUAAGAAACCUAAAGCGAGCAAGAAUUCUCAGAUCAAAGAUGGGGAAAGCUCUAACAAGUUGAAAGAAUCAACUUCCUUUUCUUCUACCUUAGAAGAACAGAAUCAUAGUAAGACACUAGGCACAACACCAAAGAAGCCACAAAAACUGUUUUGGGGGCUAGAUACUAGGGAAAGGUGGGAAAGGAAAGCCAACAUGUAGUGGUCAUGAAACGAUUUCUCGUUAUUGAUAACUUCGUCCAUUGUACAAUUUACCCAAGAGUAGUAGAUUAGAAAACGACUCACAAGCUAAAUGAUGAAACAAAGUUGUUUUUAUUUUGCUGA